AUGGCAUUUGGCACAAAGCUGACUCCAUCUCUUGAGAAACCGGCUGUUGAUGUGAAUCUCUAUCGUCAAAUGAUAGGGUCACUAAUGUAUCUAACGGCUAGUAGACCGGACAUAAUGUUUUCUGUCUAUUAUUGUGCAAGGUUUCAAGCAAAUCCUAGAGAACCUCAUAUGAUUGCAGUGACAAAUAUAUUCUGGUAUUUGAAGCGAACCUCGUCUCCCGGUCUUUGGUAUCCUGCAAAAUCCGACUUUUUUGUUCUAGCUUUCUUUGAUGCUCAUCUUGGUGGAUGUGGAUUGGACCGAAAGAGCACAACCGGCGGAUGCCAGUUCCUCGAUGGUAAACUUGUCAGUUGGCAGUCAAAGAAACAAACUUGCUUGUCUCUUUCCAUAGCCGAAGCUGAGUACAUCGCUGCAGCAUCCUGUACAUCACAUAUCAUAUGGAUACAAAGCCAACUUAAAGAUUAUGGAUUAAGCAUGAGAAUAUCCCUCUCUACUAUGAAUCUAAAAGUGCGAUUCGAAUAUGUCACAAUCCAGUGCCACAUUCCAAGACUAAUCAUAUUGCACUGA
Messenger RNA from Lactuca sativa (garden lettuce), 564 nucleotides. Its product is annotated as secreted RxLR effector protein 161-like. Lineage: Eukaryota; Viridiplantae; Streptophyta; Magnoliopsida; Asterales; Asteraceae. The record is from RefSeq and is a predicted model, not a curated record.